AUGCUUUAUUGGAAACUUUGCAACCUGGUCUAUUUAGAUAUUGGAAGAAACAACUUGAUUGGAACUUUGCCCGAGUUCCUUGAAGGAACAGAAAGUUUCCUUUCUAGGAGGCCCCUCCCUAGUCUGCAAGAGUUGGUAUUGUCAAACAAUCACUUGGUAGGUAAAUUGCCAGAAUGGCUAGGUCAGCUCGAGAAUCUCGUUCGUCUUGAAUUGUCCAAUAACUCUCUAUAUGGUCACAUCCCAGAAUCUUUAGGAUUACUUCAAAAUGUUUCUCAUCUGUGGCUACGAACCAAUGAGCUCAAUGGAACCCUACCAGAAAGUUUGGGACAACUUUCUAAGUUGUUAUUUUUGGAUGUUUCAUCCAAUCAUUUGGCGGUGGUUUCUUUUAGCUCCAACCUCUUCCAUGGGUCCAUUCCUAUUCCAAAUGGCAGCAUUGAGUUACUUGAUCUAUCCAAAAAUAAAUUUUCUGGUAACAUUCCGAAUAACAUAAGUGGUUCCUUGCUUUUCCUCUCCAUUUCCGACAACCACAUAAGUGGAGAAAUCCCAGCUUCUAUUGGUAACAAUCCUAAUCUUGAAGUCCUUGAUCUUUCCAACAACAGCUUAACAGGAAUUAUACCAUUAAGCAUUGCAAAUUGUUCUUUCCUGAAGUUAUUAGACCUUAGCAAAAACAAUUUAUCUGGGAAUAUUCCUGCCUCCUUGGGUCAACUAAGUAUGCUUCAAACCUUGCACCUAAGUCACAACAAAUUCUCAGGAGAGCUUCCAUCAUCUUUCCAGAACUUAUCGAGUUUGGAGACACUGGAUCUUGGAAGCAACAGAUUAUCGGGUAGAAUUCCACCAUGGAUUGGAUAUGGUUUUGGAAGUUUAAGGAUUCUUAGCUUGAGAUCCAAUGCAUUUUUCGGAGAGCUUCCAGCAGUGUUAUCGAGUAUAAGUUCAUUACAAGUCCUGGACCUAGCAGAUAAUCAGUUGAAUGGCAGCAUUCCUGCUAGCUUUGGAGAUUUCAAAGCUAUGAGAGUUAACAAGACUGUUGGGCUUGGUGUCUCUGAACUUGUCCAGAAACCAUAUACGUGGACAUAUUCCCGAGAGCAUUCCAACUUGAAGGAAUUGUCAUCACUUGAUCUCUCAAAUAAUCGGUUCUCUGGUGCAAUUCCUGAAAGCUUGAAAUCACUCUCAUUUCUGGGGUAUCUGAAUUUGUCACACAAUGACUUGUCUGGUAAGAUUCCAUAUAAAGAUCACAUGACAACUUUUGAAGCGUCCUCUUAUGGUGGAAACCAAAGCCUUUGUGGUGCUCCACUUGCUGUAAAAUGUCCUGGUGAUGAAGAUGAUGAUGAUGAUCCUGAUAAUGGAUUGGUUAUUCCCAAGGAUAAUACUAAUGGUGACAGCUUCAUUCACAAAUGGUUUUACUUGAGUACUGGAUUGGGAUUUGCUGCUGGAAUUCUAGUUCCUUAUCUAGUAAUGGCAACGAUAAAAUCUUGGGGUGAUGCCUAUUAUACUUUUGUGGAUGUGGCUGUUGAAAGGAUACUAUUCAUAUGGUUGAAAUAUAGAACCAUACUGCAGAGGAAUAGAGGGCGUCAUUAG
Molecule: messenger RNA, 1575 nt
Organism: Ziziphus jujuba (common jujube)
Lineage: Eukaryota; Viridiplantae; Streptophyta; Magnoliopsida; Rosales; Rhamnaceae
Product: probable inactive leucine-rich repeat receptor kinase XIAO
Exons: 3
Coding region: 1-1575 (524 amino acids)
Molecular function (GO): protein binding
Source: RefSeq, a predicted model, not a curated record